AUGUCCUCCUCAGAUGAGGAGGCUGUUCGCCGUCCUGGCCGCGGGGCCGCUCAAAGUCCCGCCCCGAGCGAUGCUGGCAAUGACUCCGGUGCUGAGAACUUCGGAGCCGGCGACCAGAUGGAUGAGGAUGAUGAUGCUGAUCUCUUUGGAUCGGAUGGGUCCGAUGGCGGAUUUGACAACGUGGACCGUGGUCACCGCAAUUUGGAUGAUGAGCGCCUCGACUCUGGCGACGAUGAAGACCGGUUCGAUCGUCGCGAAGACCGCAUGGAUGAAGCCCCAGAUGAGGACGGCUUCGGCGAGACUGUCAAUAUUAUGGACGUGGGCCUUGCGCGGGCGCCGGUGCCAGCGACCAGCGAUGGACAGGUCUACACGAUGCGUGUCCCUGAAUUUCUCUCUGUCGAAGCCGAAGAGUUCAAUCCGGAAACCUACGUUGCGCCCCCAUACUCCACAGCCGCGACGUCCCUCUGCUGGCGCAAAGACCCGGACGACGAGUCUCUCCUGCAAUCAAAUGCGCGUAUGAUCCAGUGGGAGGAUGGAUCCAUCACACUACAGCUAGCAUCCGCCCCAACCGAGCAAUAUCGUAUUGCAUCCAAACCUCUUGCACCUCUCAACAAGUCCGGCCAGUAUGACACGAAGCUGGACUCCCACGUCUACCUUGGUGCUGCUGUAGAAACUGCGUCGGUCUUCCGAUUGACCUCGCAUGUUACUCACGGCUUGACUGUCCUCCCAACCACCCUGGAAACCGACGAUGCUGUGCAGAAGCUCCAGGAAUCCUUGGCGGCGGCUACUCGUGGUAACAAGCAGACGGCAGACGGCUCGGCUCCUGUGAUCGAUCUCAAGGAAGAUCCCGAACUGGCCUCUCGUAAGGCUGAGCGGCUGGAGAAGGAAUCUAUGCGGGCGGAGCGUCGCCGCCAGCAGCUGGCCGAUCGUGAAGCGGAUCGUGGCCGUCGCAUGGCACCCCGUACUCUUGGCUCCGGUCUCAGCGUGGGUGGCCUCGAGGACGGUGGCUUGCUCACUACCCGCCCUCGUGGCAAACCACGUCGCACAAACCGCCGCGGAGAGAUCAACACGGAUGAUGAGGACGACUAUGGCCGUGGUCCCCGUACCCGAGAGGACGAAUACGACGAGGACGAUGGCUUCCUGGUUGGCAGUGAUGAAGAUAUCGAAGAGGAAAUUGAUGACGACGACGAAGAGGUGCUGGAUGACGAUGAUAUGGAUGCGGAGGGCGAGGUGGAUGAUGAGAUUGCACCCUCGAAGCCCGCCGCUAAAGCCGAGACACCCCGAUCUGGGACACCCCCAGCUCGGAAGAAGAACCGCUAUGUGGUUGAUGAUGAUGACGAGGACGAGUGA
Molecule: messenger RNA, 1350 nt
Organism: Penicillium macrosclerotiorum
Lineage: Eukaryota; Fungi; Ascomycota; Eurotiomycetes; Eurotiales; Aspergillaceae
Product: Paf1-complex subunit LEO1
Exons: 3
Coding region: 1-1350 (449 amino acids)
Biological process (GO): transcription elongation by RNA polymerase II; positive regulation of transcription elongation by RNA polymerase II
Cellular component (GO): nucleus; Cdc73/Paf1 complex
Molecular function (GO): RNA polymerase II C-terminal domain phosphoserine binding
Source: RefSeq, a predicted model, not a curated record